UUUUUUUUUUGGAUUUGUAUUUAAAAAAAUUCAUCAACUAUGCUUAAGGAAAAAGAAAAAUUACUUUGUUAUGAUAAUGUUUCAGAGUUGGAAGAAUUAUGGAAUGAAUUUCACAAAACAGAAUAUAUACAAGAUACAUUAAAGUGUCUUGAAACGAAUCAUCAAGUUUAUGAAAAUGAUACUUUAUAUAAAAUACAGAAAAAUGUAAAAGAUCAUGUUCAAACAUCACAAAAGGAAUUAUUAGAUCAAACGUACCAAAUGUUUCCACAAUUUUUUCGUUUAAUAAAAGAAAUUGAAAAUCUUGAAUGGACCUUGACAAAAACCGAACAUGAAUUAAAUUUUUUAAAAGAAGAUUUAACUAAAAUAACUGACAAUAUACAAAACUUUCAAAUAACUGCAGAUUCUUUAGAAGUAUCACAAGAAAAUCGUAUGAUUUUGGAAAACAAUUUAAAAACAUAUAUAGGACAAGUGUUAAUUAUUCCGUUAUUUAAAAAACAAUUACUCGAAGACCCUCUUGACUCAAAUUUUCUUUAUUUAUUAAAUGAUUUAAGAAAAAAAAAGGAACAAUGCUUGCAAAAAACGAUUUCAGAAUAUCCUAGCGUUCAGGAAUCAAAAGACGAAAUUAGUCAAUUAGAAAAACAUAUAAAAAAACGUUUACACCUUUUUUUUCAAUCAUUUUUAGAAAAAAUGAAUCCAUCGUCGUUACAAAAAACUCAAAAUAAUUUUAAUCCUUUAACGUUAUAUUUAAAAUAUUUGUUUUUUUUAACAAAACAUUAUCCGCAAAUGGUUGAAGACAUUCAAAAAGAUUAUAUAACUUCACGUUGUAGUCUUUAUCUGAAAAUGUUUGAAAAUUAUAUUCAAGAUUUGACCGAUGUAUUACAGUGUCAACCUUCAUCAGUAUCUUUUUUAAUGGGUCAACUAGAAACUUCCAGUGAUACAUUCUCAUUUCGUGCUUCCGCUCAAGAGGCUAUGAAGAAAAUUAUAAGUUUAAGUCCAGUAGCAGUACAAGAGCUUCAAGAUCCAAGUGUUUCCAUUACAACAAAGCAAGCGUUAACCAAUGACAAUCGUGACUCGAUCCUUGUGUCCCUAAGUUUAGGGCACCGAGAUCAUAUUCUUAGUACAUCAGAGAACCCUUUGUUUUUACAAAAAAAAUUUAGCCAACUCUUUUCUCAUACAUCGGUGUCUGAAUCAUGUGAAAACCCAGAAAUAAAACAAACGCUUAACGACACCGCGUGCAAUUUGUCUCCACGCAUCAAUAAAAAAGCUUCACCGGAAAAAAAGGACUGUAUCAUGAAUGAUGCUUAUAAUCUUCAUUAUCCGGAGGUUUUUUUCUGGUCACAUCAAAAACUCUUAACCAGUACAAUUGAGUGUGAAUAUGCAUUUUCAAAAAAAUUUUUUUUUUACGACCCCCUAUAUGUUCAAUCACUUUUCACUGAAAAAGAAUUUGCUUCAUUACAUACGACUAAUAACAAAGAAGCGGUUAUACCAGAUUCAACCUCAUCCGUUAACAUGGCUCCACCUAAUAUUAUCCUCAUUCAAGAAAUGUUGCAAACAAUUUUUCAACCAACUCUAAAAAUUCUUUUGCAUCAAGUUUCUUUAACUAUUCUCAAAUGUUAUGAUGGUAUUGGAUUAUGUCUAAUGAUACUCAUUAAUGAUAUAAAUAGAACUACCAUAUUAUAUGAUCUUCAACAAUAUUUUGAGAACUAUUUUGAUAGUUUGGACGCAAUGCUAUGGUCUCAACUAUCUGUUAAUCUAAAAAACCAUGUUGAAUCUGUAAAAACGUUCGAUAUCCAAGACUCGCUAAAAAAACUUCCGAUUCCUUUACAACACCAGUGCCAUUUCAUUUCAAAAAGAUACGCAUUGUUCACAGCGGCAUUACGUUAUUUAAAUGGAGUAGCGAUCAAAAAAAAAUUACGUUGUAUGCAUCGUAUAGAAUCGUUUUUAAAACAGUUAGAUGACAUUCUGCUGAAUUUUUUACACAUAGGCUCCCGUUUUUUUUUGGGCCAGCGGCAUACAACAGAAAACAUAUCAAAUCAAUGUACAUUUCAAUUGAAUAAUAUUCUUGGAAUUGAAGAAAUUUACCGGCAACAACAUGUUGCAGUGGAGACGCUGUCAAAAUUGCAAAUAAUUAAAACCGAAACAAUCAAACUUUAUAUUACAACUCAACUUGAAAUUAAUUUGUUACCAGUUGUAACUUUCUUACGAAACCAUCCACAUUUGACGGUAACAGCGUCUAACGUUUCAACAGUUCCAGUAUCACCACCAUCAUCGGAUUUGAGUCAAUUGUCUCUAAACGAUUUACGUGACGUGGUAUUAUAUUUUAAUUCUAAUUGGCUAAAUGCAUUAAAGUUAAUUCAUGCGCGAGUAUUUGGUCAUCUUGAAGACAAAGUCGAAGCAUGGAAGCUUUUUACUCAAGUAUUUACGGACAUUUUAGUAGACUAUUCCAAGUUAUUUAAACUUGUUUAUUCAGUCUACCCGUCACAUGUGGAACGUCAAGCUAUUCCAUGGAUUCGGAAUAUGAAGCCUAUGGAUGUUAUGGCUUAUGAACUGAAAAAAUUUUCGACUACUUUUCAAUGAUAAUAUGUAUUAAAAAAAAUUGUCUGUAGGAUUUUUAAACGUUUAUAAAAUUUUAACAAAAGCUUAUUUUAAUUCAUUUUUAGUAGAAUUUUAAAAG
Molecule: messenger RNA, 2674 nt
Organism: Hylaeus volcanicus
Lineage: Eukaryota; Metazoa; Arthropoda; Insecta; Hymenoptera; Colletidae
Exons: 12
Coding region: 40-2577 (845 amino acids)
Biological process (GO): endocytic recycling; retrograde transport, endosome to Golgi; Golgi to vacuole transport
Cellular component (GO): GARP complex
Molecular function (GO): syntaxin binding
Source: RefSeq, a predicted model, not a curated record